Molecule: messenger RNA, 756 nt
Organism: Drosophila elegans
Lineage: Eukaryota; Metazoa; Arthropoda; Insecta; Diptera; Drosophilidae
Exons: 2
Coding region: 1-756 (251 amino acids)
Source: RefSeq, a predicted model, not a curated record
AUGCAGAACGAGUUGCCAAAAAUACACAUAAAGUCUUUUUCUGGUGACUACAAGGAGUGGCCAGCAUUCAAGAACAUCUUCGAGAGCACGAUUCACAGCAGGCAGCUUUUGACAGAGAUACAAAAGUUUUACUACUUAAAGACAUACAUUACGGGAGAAGCAGCUGACUUGAUACGUCAUAUGCCAAUUACGGAUGCAACUUACGAGUCUGCUUGGAAUUGCUUGAUUGAGCGCUAUAACAGACCACGUCACAUUGUAAACACUCUGCUGGAUACUUUUGUAAACUUACCUUCGACAUCCAGAGCAGAUGUAUCAAUACUGCGCAAAGUAACUGACGGAGAUACAGAGAUUGUACGCGGCUUGGAUGCAGCAGGGCAAACAAACAGUGACUACUGGGUAAUUCAUUUCAUUCUGGCCAAGAUUGACGCUGAAACUCGACGCAAGUGGAUUGAGGGCAGCCGUGAACUGGAAUCGCCGACUGUGGACGAUCUACUCAAGUUUUUAGACCGCCUCUGCGAGGAAUUUGAGCUCAGCAAAAGUGAGCCUGACAAAGUCUUCCAAGUUGGCUCACAGCAAAACAAAGCCAAGCGAUCGUCACACGCCUUGGUAUCAACGGAGGAAGAAGAUUCUACUGCACACGCCGCUGUAACCAGGACACAUUCAAGGGAUGAGGAGCAGCGCGACCUCGGCGCUCCAGAGGAUACAACGGUGACCAUCAGCAACAUUGCUCGUGUAACAAGACACUCCAUGCGCUGA